AUGUCUCAACCAGUCUAUCAGAUAGUAGUAACUGCUGAUGAGGACAAAACCACAGCCUCGAAGCGACGUGCUAUCUACCUCCGUCCAUUUCUCCUCUUCUGGCUCAAUUCCCUUGUCUUCGAAGUUGCAAUGCUCAUAGUCAGCAUCGCUGCCUUUUCAGGAUGGCGCAGUAUGUUCCCUAAGUUCAUGUGGACCAUCGUGUUUUGCCCUCUGGGCAUGGGAGGCGCCAUGGGAGGCCUCAUCAACGCCUUCAUUGUCGAUCGCAUCUACGGAAAGCAAGCAGUCCAUUUCGUCGCAAUCCUGAGCGUCCUGGUUCUAGGGGCGUGUAACAACCUAUGUUAUAACUUGGAUCUCGUGUUCGGAUGGUUUGGUGCUCAGGACCAUUUCUGGUGGUGGCACUGGCGGUAUCUGGGGGUUUGGUUUGUUGGGUACUUCAACGGCAGGAUGAUGUUCACGGAUGAAGGACAAAAGUCACUUGCUGAUUUGGGUGUUUAA
Messenger RNA from Colletotrichum abscissum, 495 nucleotides. RefSeq lists its product as uncharacterized. NCBI's taxonomy places the organism in Eukaryota, Fungi, Ascomycota, Sordariomycetes, Glomerellales, Glomerellaceae. The transcript has a single exon. The coding region runs from base 1 to 495 and encodes 164 amino acids. The record is from RefSeq and is a predicted model, not a curated record.